Phaeodactylum tricornutum CCAP 1055/1 is the source of this 1187-nucleotide messenger RNA. RefSeq lists its product with no specific name. The transcript has a single exon. Lineage: Eukaryota; Bacillariophyta; Bacillariophyceae; Surirellales; Neidiaceae. The coding region runs from base 3 to 1187 and encodes 394 amino acids. The record is from RefSeq and is a predicted model, not a curated record.
CAAUGAUUCGACAACACCUGCCUACUGGCACAACCUCUUUACCCCGAACUGGUGGGUUGUCAGUAGAGCCUCCUCGGUACAGACACAGCAUGGCGGCAGACGAAGAAGACAGAGCCGUCGGGCCGCUUCGGGACGUCGACGUAGUCAAUUUGUCGCAGACCUCGCAGGCGGAGCAACACUUGAAGGACGCUGUAGACCUUUUGCCGUCGGAGGAAAGUGCAUCGUAUCGGAAAGCGCUGCUACGAUGUAACGAUGUUGUAGCCACCGAAACUAAUCCGAAUCUCUUUCUGGAGUCUGAAGGCUUCGAUGCUUGGGCGGCGGCCAAGCGGCUCGCCAAGUACUGGACGUGUCGAGAGCAAUAUUUCGGAAGCAAUCGUGCGUUCUUGCCUCUUUUGAAUCUAGCGUUACCGCCGAAACAGCGUGCGCUCUCUUGCGCAGACAUUGCGCAACUUCAGUUGGGUGCUCUGGCGAAACUUCCCACCGACAAAUACGGGCGUACUGUGCUGCUGGUGGAUCGGAGCCGCUUGGACGGAACCAGGUCGGAUGCAGACUCCGAUCGCUGGUUGCGAGUGAUUUUUUAUUGGUUGAGCAAAGUGAUGCAUCAGAAAAACGUACAAAAGAAUGGGUUUGUCGUCCUCAAGAUAAUGCGAGGUCAAAACUUGGAUCGCCAACGCCUCCUGCAAACGCAAGUCAUGGUAAGAGAUUGCAUGCCGUGCAGAGUUACAGGGCUACAUCUUUGUUGUGUGCCUCCACCGGGUGGUCGCAAAACUUUUGCCGAUACCAUUGCUCCUAUUCUCUGGCAAUACAUUGUUCAUGUACUGCGACGAAAAGCAAAUGUACACGUGGCGGAAAGCGAGACUCACAUGUUGACACUGUUGCAAGACUACGGCCUAUUAAAGGAAUCGCUGCCCAAAUCGCUCGGUGGAAGUUGGAGCUAUGCUAAAUUUGACACUCUGGUAAAUAAGCUACUCUGUGGAAACGCUGACAGGAGGAAUACGGAAGGAGACUCGUCCGGCAUUGACUUUGGAUCUUUGAAACCGUCGGCGAUGAGGUCUGGGGCAGGACACUCGAAUCCUCUUUCCCCUUCUAUCCGCAUUCAAAACCGCAAGAGCCUAAAGCGGAAAAUUGAUGCUGUUUUUGCCGGAGUUCCUGCUCGACAACAACACAAAAAGCGGAUGGCUGGAUGA